Molecule: messenger RNA, 2637 nt
Organism: Geodia barretti
Lineage: Eukaryota; Metazoa; Porifera; Demospongiae; Tetractinellida; Geodiidae
Source: the annotation of a GenBank genome assembly
AUGGACAUGUCUACCAGUUUCAGUCGCUCCACGCUGGCUAUGAUUGAUGCCGCAUGCGAGGCCCUCCCUGUGGAUGAGGACAUGAGUUGCAGUCUAAUAUCAGAACAUGAUGAUCAUGGCCUCGAUAAGGGAAGCGAGGAUUGCAUUGCUUUUGGUAAGGUAGCUGAAUCGCCUGUAGUCUGUGGUGACAGUAUUUUAGUAGAAAACAAACCUGUGCUAGCAGGUGUUGAGGCUGAGACAGAUUCUGCAAGAAACCCUGAGGAGAACACCACGGAAAAGAUGGUUGAAUCUCCUAAGAAUGAUUCUGCAAGUCACUCUGGGGAGAGACCUAAGGAAAAAUCGCCUAAGAAAGGGCCUGUGUCUGUAACGGCUGUUAGUCCAUGCCCAUCUCUCUCCCAAUCUCGACUGAGAGAUAUGUCUCUGGCUAGCAAUAGCCAGGUCUCCCUCUCGCAGUCUGGAGCCUGCGUUAUCAAUGUCACCUCCAACUCUCUCCUCUUUCAAACGUUCCUCUCCGAGUGUCUGGAGCAGACCGCCAUUUCUUUCUCGGUUGCCGUGUCUUCUUUUGGCCGUGAGCAGGCCAUAGGAGUUAGGAUUGUGGAGCAUAUGAGCAGCAGAGGUGUCCCAAUCCCCCAUCACAGUGAGCAGGUUGUGGGUGUGGCCAUAUGCUGGGGAGGCAUGGAUGCCUACUACGUCUCUCUCUGCCAACCAGCAAAUGGUGAGAAUAAAGACCCCAUUUCUCUCGAUUCCCGAAUAAAGGCUCUCCAGUCAAUCUUCCAAAGUCGAAACAUCCGAGAGGUGAUGGCUUACUCCAUCAAAAAGCACCUAAAGAUUCUUGCGUCAGUGUUCGGGAUAGUUCCCUCAGCCCAGUGCCUGGACCCACUUGUGGCUGACUGGAUGCUCAACCCAGACGGGAAGGAGAAAACUGUCCACAAGAUGGUCCUCCACUAUCUCCCCGACCAGCCACUCCUCUCAGAGGGAGGCGAAGACAUGCCUCUCUCAAACCUGGCCACCCACGGGAGCGAACCCCACAUGCGAGCAGCAGCCGAGGCAAUCCUCGCUUCUCUCCUCGUUUCAAAACUGAGACCACUCCUGCAAGAAGAGGGGUUGCACCGACCGUUCCUAGAGUUGGAGAUGCCAUCACUGGCUGUGUUGACCAAAGCCGAACUCAACGGGAUCGGGUUCUCGAGGGAAGAGUGUGGCGCUUUGAAGCAGAUGUUGCAACUGAGACUGGCGCAGAUAGAAAGCGAGGCCUAUACUCUUGCAGGGAGGAGUUUUUCCCUCACGUCUCCCGAAGAUGUGUCCCGUGUCCUAUUUCUCGAGCUACAGCUUCCACCGCCUUCAGAUCCGAAGCAACAGAAGACGUUGGGUCCGAACCGUCGCGGGAAGAGACGACUGCAGCACCUCAGCACCGCCAAGGAUGUGCUGGAGAAGUUAAAACAAGUCCACCCCUUACCGGGACUAAUUUUAGAGUGGAGGAGAGUCUCUUCGACUGUCACUAAGACUGUGUUUCCUCUGUUCAAAGAUGCAGUGUGCCACACUGACCUGGACUCUGUCAGAAUACACUCCACGUACCAUGUUCAUACAGCCACUGGGAGGGUUGCAACGUCAGACCCAAACAUACAGAUGGUUCCAAAAGAGUACGAAAUUGGAACUGCAUCAAGUGUUGCCGCUCUGCUCGAGUCUGCUGGAGCUGCUGCUGAUGUCUGCUCUCUUGUGUCUGAGAGCCAGUGCUACAGACGUGCAUGCAACAAUGGGAGUGACUCAGAGAAAGAUGGUACACUUUCCGAACCUCGUCCACCGAUAUCUACCGUCAACAUGCGGAGUGUGUUUGUCCCGUUCCCCGGGGGAGUGUUUCUUGCGGCUGAUUAUUCUCAGCUGGAGCUGCGGAUCCUGGCACACAUGUCUGGUGACGUUAAACUCCGGCAAGUGUUAAACAGCCUGGGAGAUGUAUUCAAGAUGAUUGCCGGAGAGUGGUUGGGUGUACCGGUGGACCAGAUAUCAGCAGAGGAUAGACAGAAUGCCAAACAGAUCUGCUAUGGCAUGGUGUACGGUAUCGGGGCAAAGGCACUUGCUGAACAACUUGACAUAGAAGAAGAUGAUGCUGCCAAGUUUAUUGAAACGUUCAAGUCAAAAUACCCCGCAAUGAAGAAGUUUAUCAAUGCCACAGUCAAGUCAUGUAGAGAGGAUGGGUACAUUGUUACACUGUUGGGUCGCAAGAGGUACCUCUCGGGGAUACACUCUCAGAACAUCCAUGCACGCAGCCAGGCCGAGCGACAGGCAGUCAACAGCACCAUCCAGGGCUCAGCAGCCGACUUGGUCAAGACUGCCAUGAUCAACAUUGACCGCUCACUCGCAAACGAGAACAUCUCAUCACUGCUCUGUUUAACCCACUCCAAACCAAGUGAAAUUGACUCUAAACCGCUCCAAGACUGUGGGAGUGUAAGAAGAGCGUACCUGGUUCUCCAGCUCCAUGAUGAGCUGCUGUAUGAGGUGUCGGAGAGAGAUCUGCCUCGUGUGGCCAUGGUAGUCCAGCAGGAGAUGGAGAAUGCACUGCAGCUGACUGUCAGGUUCCCAGUCAAGAUGAAGGUCGGAUCCUCCUGGGGAAACCUUGCUGAAUACACACUUCCAGUCUUAUAA